Messenger RNA from Drosophila montana, 1583 nucleotides. It is a transcript of the gene wuho, whose product is annotated as tRNA (guanine-N(7)-)-methyltransferase non-catalytic subunit wuho. Lineage: Eukaryota; Metazoa; Arthropoda; Insecta; Diptera; Drosophilidae. The transcript has a single exon. Gene Ontology annotation, cellular component: nucleus; cytosol; tRNA methyltransferase complex. Bases 39 to 1358 code for a protein of 439 amino acids. Gene Ontology annotation, molecular function: protein binding. Gene Ontology annotation, biological process: RNA (guanine-N7)-methylation; tRNA modification. The record is from RefSeq and is a predicted model, not a curated record.
UAAGGAGAAAACACUUUUCAACAUUUAAAUAUGCGUAAAUGAAGACAAGAGAUGCCACUUGUCAAAACGUGACCGUGAUUUGGUAUUUUUAUGUGGCGCAGUCACUGUUUGGCGCCUAUUGCACAUCUUUCACAUGGAACUACACACAACUUUCGCCCGCUGCUGACUCAGAAAUGACAACAAUAUUUUACGCGGAACCCGAACUGGUGCUGGGCCAUGGCCGCAAGGUGUUGUUUCUCAAUCCCAAUGACCUGCAAAUCUUUAAGGACAUCGAAUUGCCAGCGGACCUAACAACAUGUGGACUCAAAAUCGCCGCUGCCGACGCGACUGAGGAGCAGCAGCAGCCGGUCGGCUCGGAGAAGGCAGCAGCUGGUGCAAAUUUGGAGGUGUCCAUAGUAAAUGUGAGCUAUUCGCCAGAUCGACAACUGAUUGCGCUGACCACGGCUGGCCAAAAGGCGCUGCUGCUGUACAAAAGCCGGCCCGAGCAUGCCAAGCUGCUGUCCGUACGCGCCCUGGCGCGUGCCUCCAGUGCACUGGCAUUUGCACCGGACUCGAGUUCGGUGCUGGUCACGGACAAAACCGGCGAUUGUUAUCGUUACGAUUGCGUGGAGCUUGAGGCGCCGCCACAAUUGCUGCUGGGUCACCUGAGCAUCGUUUACGAUAUACUGUGGACGCCGGAUCAGAAGCACAUCAUCACCUGCGAUCGGGAUGAUAAAAUACGGGUCACCAACUAUCCGGCCACCUAUGACAUACACAGCUAUUGCCUGGGCCACAAGGAGUUCGUGUCCGGCCUGGCGCUCCUCACUGGCACCGAGCACCUCGUUUCCGCCUCCGGUGACAAGACGCUGCGUAUCUGGAAUUACACGACAGGCAAGCAGCUGCUGCAACAUGAACUACCCGCGCCGGCAGUGCGCCUGCGGUUGCGCGACUUGCUGCCAGCCAAGCGCUAUCAAGUUGCCGUGCUCUUCUACGAACACGUCGAAGCUAUUGGCCUGUACGAGCUGGCGCUGGAUGAGCAAAGCAAAGAUAUCUGGACUGUAGCACGGCAGCAGAUGGUGCGUGCCGAGGCGGGCAGCUGGAACAUAAGCUGCUUUGCGCUCACCAGCGACAGCAUCUACGUGGCCGGCGCCCUCGACGAGCGCCUAACGCUGCGCGUCUACAACAGCAGCGAUGGCGAGCAGGCCAAAACGACGGUGCCCACGGGCUGGCUGGACAUGGUCACUGAGCACUUUGCCGACCAGACGUGCGUGCCGGAGGAUCUGUCCGUGUGGUUUAAGAAGCGCUACGACAACGUCAGCGACUACAUGGAACGCAAGAAGCGCCGCAUCGAGGAUCAGCAGCACCAGCAAAAAAGCUGACAAUUCCACACUCGCAAUUCACACUUAGCCUAGGCAUUUUUUGUAAUCAAUUUUACGAAAUAUAUAUAUAUAUAUGUAUAUAUAUGUUAACCAGUUGCAAUUUUGAUCAGGCGGAUUAAUGUCCAUGCCAGGACUGCAAGUACUUAAAAUAUUAGCCUAGAUUUGGUUGCGUCUCGUGCUUUAAUUCUUUGUCAAAUCACGAACAGGCCCGACCUCACCAAUAAA